Molecule: messenger RNA, 3998 nt
Organism: Osmerus eperlanus (European smelt)
Lineage: Eukaryota; Metazoa; Chordata; Actinopteri; Osmeriformes; Osmeridae
Product: F-box/LRR-repeat protein 3-like
Exons: 6
Coding region: 286-1593 (435 amino acids)
Molecular function (GO): protein binding
Source: RefSeq, a predicted model, not a curated record
ACACACGCCAUUUUCAGCGAGCGUGAGAGCUCUGCAGCACACCAGUACAAGGCUAAUUGCAUAGGAAAGUAGGUCAAACGACUGGCGGGGAAAUAACUCAGCAGAUCUCGACUACAAUCUUCAAUUUGACCUCGUCUACAAUUCGUCAAUCAAUAGUUCCGGAGCCCAAUGUGCUUGAUAGGUUGGCCAGACCAAAACACAUUUUCGAGUGUUGGCCCUGGUUGAUUAAUAGAUUUUUUCGACUAGAACAUUACCACUGAACACCGAACCAGGUAUCUUGGCAGAAUGAAGAGAAGUCUAAGAGGAACCGAGCAGCAGGAUGCAGGGGGCACCAGCUGUGGGACUCCAGAGUUCUGCAAACGUAAACGCAAGCAGAGUUCUGACGAGAGCGACUGGGAAGAGGAGGGCCUGGACUGGGGGCGUCUACCCCAGGAGAUCCUGCUCCACAUCUUCCAGUACCUGCCUCUGCUGGACCGUGCUUAUGCCUCCCAGGUGUGCCGCAGCUGGAACAUGGCCUUCCACAUGCCGGAGUUGUGGAGGUGCUUUGAGUUUGAGCUGAACCAGCCGGCGAGCUCCUACCUGAGGGCCACGCAUCCUGACCUCAUCAAGCAGAUCAUCAAGAAGCACUCCAACCACCUGCAGUACGUCAGCUUCAAGGUGGACAGCAGCACAGAAUCGGCAGAGGCAGCCUGUGACAUCCUGUCUCAGCUGGUCAACUGUUCCCUGAAGACACUGGGGCUCAUCUCCACAGCCAGACCCAGCUUCAUGGAGCUGCCCAAGUCUCACUUCAUCUCGGCCCUGACGGUGGUGUUCGUCAACUCCAAGUCUCUGUCCUCGUUGAAGAUCGACGACACGCCCGUGGACGACCCCUCCCUCAAGGUCCUGGUGGCCAACAACAGCGACACGCUCAAGCUCCUGAAGAUGAGCAGCUGCCCCCACGUCUCCCCAGCAGGCAUACUGUGCGUGGCCGACCAGUGCCACGGCCUGAGGGAGCUGGCGCUCAACUACCACCUGCUGAGCGACGAGCUGCUGCUCUCGCUGUCCUCCGAGAAGCACGUGCACCUGGAGCACCUGCGCAUCGACGUGGUGAGCGAGACCCCGGGCCAGCACUUCCACGCCCUCAAGAAGAGCAGCUGGGACGCCCUGGUGCGCCACUCGCCCAAGGUCAACCUGGUCAUGUACUUCUUCCUCUACGAGGACGAGUUUGGGCCCUUCUUCCGCGACGAGAUCCCCGUCACCCACCUGUACUUCGGCCGCUCCGUCAGCAAGGACGUCCUGGGCCGGGUGGGGCUGCACUGCCCCCGCCUGGUGGAGCUGGUGGUGUGCGCCAACGGGCUGCGGCCCCUGGACGAGGAGCUUAUCCGCAUCGCCAAGCGCUGCACCCAGCUGUCGGCCAUCGGGCUGGGCGAGUGCGAGGUGUCCUGCAGCGCCUUCGUGGAGUUUGUGAAGAUGUGCGGCCGGAGGCUGUCCCAGCUGUCCAUCAUGGAGGAGGUCCUGGUGCCGGAUCAUCACUACGGCCUGGACGACAUCCACUGGGAGGUGUCCAAGCACCUGGGCAGGGUCUGGUUCCCUGACAUGAUGCCCACCUGGUAGAGCACUGCUCUCCCAAUAAAGUGUGUGUGUGAAUGUGUGUGCACAUGCUUAUGUUUGAAUAAUGAGAUCGUGAGUGCGUGUGUAUGCACGGCUCUUCAGCUAUGUUUAAAUUCUGCGUCCCAAGGGAGCACUUAGAAGGACAGUCUCUACAGUUGUUUUUCAGUGGUUGAUAUCAGACUUCCUUUGUGUGUGGAGGAUGUCACUUCCCCUGACACCUUCCGUCCACACCUAGGAGGAAUUUUACUCUGGGUUUCCUGUAUGCUCAUCAAGACAAUUCCGCAGAGUUGAACCCUAACAAGAAUCAAUGGCAUUUUGACAUAGACGACAGCUGUCCUCAAUCUUGUGGAACAGCCUGAUUUAAUAGCCAGAGUCAGGUUGAACCAGGCAGACCAGAUGUCGUUUUUCAUGUAAAACCAAAAUCAUUACAAAUAAUUCUCACUUUAUGGGAACAACCCAGAAGAAAGAUAAUUGUGGAUGUUCCAAGAGCAUCACUCCAGCAAGUCUGCAUGGUCUCUCUCCAUCACCUCCUUGGAUUACUACCAUGGUGUCUCUCCAUCACCUCCCUGGUUCACUACCAUGGUGUCUCUCCAUCACCUCCCUGGUUCACUACCAUGGUGUCUCCAUCACCUCCCUGGUUCACUACCAUGGUGUCUCUCCAUCACCUCCCUGGUUCACUACCAUGGUGUCUCUCCAUCACCUCCCUGGUUCACUACCAUGGUGUCUCCAUCACCUCCCUGGUUCACUACCAUGGUGUCUCUCCAUCACCUCCCUGGUUCACUACCAUGGUGUCUCUCCAUCACCUCCCUGGUUCACUACCAUGGUGUCUCUCCAUCACCUCCCUGGUUCACUACCAUGGUGUCUCUCCAUCACCUCCCUGGUUCACUACCAUGGUGUCUCUCCAUCACCUCCCUGGUUCACUACCAUGGUGUCUCUCCAUCACCUUCCUGGAUCACUACCAUGGUGUCUCUCCAUCACCUUCCUGGAUCACUACCAUGGAGGCUCCAGAGCUCCUAGUGCUACCAGUUAGAGAACAGCUUGGUGCAAAGGCUAUAGCAUUGUGAGUAGUGAUGUAUCUCUGAAUAUGGGUUUGUCUGAUUCUCUGUCGUUUUGGUGUGGCUCCAUGUUUGUCCCAAGCGUGUAAAUAGAUAGCUUGUGUAAAUAGAAAUGGUUUGGAAACUAGUGAACGGGUUUUGCUGUUAGAUAUUUCAAUGUUGAUGUAAAUAUGACAUAUAUGGAUGUAGACCACCCAAUCAAAACAUGUGAAUGUUGUGCCACGCCAAAUGAAGGAUAUACGUUUGCGAGACAUAAAAAAUGUCUUGGUGCAAGUGUGGCAUGACCUUGUGUCGUCCGUUGCAAUUGAAAAGUGAAAGUCAAGUAUAUCUUGAAGGUUUUCGUAAGAAAGAAAAGACAAACCACAAAGUGUUUCUGAAAUGAACAAAGAAGGAUGUGGGGGUUCAAGUUGGACGUUGGCAUUGGAGCCAAUUUGAAAAAGUAUACCGGCACAGCUGUAAAAUGGCCUUGAAAGACAACAUGUAUGGGUGGUCAUUGGAGGAUGAUGGUCCAUUGUUAGUCUGCUCUGAAACGAGUGCAUAUGAAGUGGUUUGUGUCCAUUCAUGUGUUUACCCAAUUUUACCCAAUACAAAAACAAAUAAAUAGCAUUUUCUUUUAACCUUCGCAAUGUGGGGGGUCUGAGACAGCCCGACGGUUAAAAUAAAAUGCUUCACUUUGUUUUUGUAUGCGGUAAAGUUGUCGCAAUACAAUGGUGGGUCAGAAUGACUGAUGGGUCAGAAUGACCCGAAAUUAACACAAGGGUUAAGGACCGAGGCAUCCCAUUCACAAUGACAGCUGUGCUUGGUAACGUGUGUUAUUGUGUGAGCCAGUGGUGGGGCUGGAGUUGAGAAGUCGCUGUGUUCCGUCUUGAGGCUAUAACUGCUACAUCUGUUGUAAGUGAGCUGUGUGUCCUCGUAGAAGCUAGGAUAUGGACUUAAGACUAUGAUUCUAUUCAGAUUCCACUAUUGAACUGUAUCUUUAUAAUCUUAGAAUCUAUAUUUGGGCAUUUUGUAAUAUUGUUGGGAUUUAAGUACACCUAACUAAUCCUUCUGGUCCUCUUAAGUAAAUCAGUAACAUCCCGAGGGUGUUGAACGCAGGCUUUUCACCAGACUCAGUUCCUGCUAUUCGCAACUCUACUUGGAGCACAUUGACUUUGGUCUGACGAGUGUAAGAGGCUUUGUGUGACAACGGUAUGGACUGAUCCAUAGACUUACUGGUAAUACAGACCCCAUCCUCUCUUAUCCAAGAGCUUGGAAAUUAGAAAUUAGGGGAAGGCAGUGAUGUUCAAAUGUAUGUUAUGCACCUGUAGGGGGUUAGACCUGCUGUUACCACCAAAGUCAUCUUUUACAUCCCAU